AUGCCGAUCCCAGGCCUUGCUGGCUCGGCAGCUCCAGGCCCGGCGAUGCCGAACCUAGACGACGCUAAGGCUCGGGCGGAGAUGAUGGCUCGGCAAGUGAACGAGGAGUUAGCGAAGCGCGGGAUAGGCGUGCAGCGAAAGCCGGAAACAGCGGCGGCAGGGCCGCCGGGAAAACCGCCGGCAGAGGAGAUUGUUAAGGAGGUGGUGAUCAACGAGUGUAACCCUAACGUGCGUUACCAGCUCACGCGCCGCGGCACUCAAGACGAUAUUCACCGCAAGACGGGCGCGGUGAUUUCCACUAGGGGCAAGUUCUGCAACAUGAACGAUCCGAAGAAUCGCGACCGUCCGUUGUAUCUGCACGUGUCGCCAUCUGCCGAGGCCAAGACGCCGGAGGAGAAGCAGCGGAUGGUGGACGCGGCCGUCCGUAUGAUCGACGACAUCAUGAAUCUACGGCCAGGAGAGCAGCCCAGGGCUCAGGCGCCCGAUCGGGCCGAUCCGGGCCGGACCUAUGACCCUGCAUACGGCCCUCCUCCUCCCCACGGUUACCCAGGCUACCCCCCUCCUGGGGGUGCUCCUGCUCCGUAUCCCCCUCAGGGUGCCCCUGGGUAUGGCCCUCCCCCGCAGGGUGCACCUGGUGAAUACCCCCCGCAGGCACCAGGGCAGUACCCUCCUGGCCAAUACCCGCCGCCUGCUUACCCCCCUGCUGGUUACCCUGCUGCCGCCCCGUCCCCAUAUGCACCUUCCCCGGGUGGCGCCUAUGGGGCACCCCCGCCUGGGGCGUAUGGGGAGGGGUACGGUGCCCCGUCCGCAUCUGCUGGGUCUAUCCCUCCGGGCAGCAACAUCGUGCUGGUGUUUGCAGGGACUCGUACCUGGAGCACAUUCACACGUCUACAAGCAUCAAGGCGACGCUGCAUGGGCGGUGCUCCAACAACCACGAGAUCAAUGGGGAAGGUGAGGGCAGGGACGGCCAAGGUGAGGGCAGGGACGGCCAAGGUGAGGGCAGGGUCGGCCAAGGUGAGGGCAGGGACGGCCAAGGUGAGGGCAGGGACGGCCAAGGUGAGGGCAGGGACGGCCAAGGUGAGGGGGGCCAAGGUGAGGGCAGGGACGGCCAAGGUGAGGGCAGGGACGGCCAAGGUGAGGGCAGGGUCGGCCAAGGUGAGGGCAGGGACGGCCAAGGUGAGGGCAGGGACGGCCAAGGUGAGGGCAGGGUCGGCCAAGGUGAGGGCAGGGACGGCCAAGGUGAGGGCAGGGUCGGCCAAGGUGAGGGCAGGGUCGGCCAAGGUGAGGGCAGGGACGGCCAAGGUGAGGGCAGGGACGGCCAAGGUGAGGGCAGGGACGGCCAAGGUGAGGGCAGGGACGGCCAAGGUGAGGGCAGGGACGGCCAAGGUGAGGGCAGGGUCGGCCAAGGUGAGGGCAGGGUCGGCCAAGGUGAGGGCAGGGACGGCCAAGGUGAGGGCAGGGACGGCCAAGGUGAGGGCAGGGACGGCCAAGGUGAGGGCAGGGACGGCCAAGGUGAGGGCAGGGACGGCCAAGGUGAGGGCAGGGACGGCCAAGUCACCUCUUCUGAGAAUUCUUAAAAGGCACAUCUCCCUCAUCGCCUCUUCUUCCCCCUCCAUACUCUCCCUCCCCGUAUUGUUCCCACCCCCCUCGUGCGCAGAGCUCAAUGCGCCCCUACACAUCUCCCUCACGGCCAGUGACGGUGCAUCGGCCGCACAGAUGGCCGAAGCAAAGAAGCUGGCAGAGAGCCUCAUAGACACCAUCCGGGACGAGUGGCAGCAGCAGCAGCAGUCAGGGGGCGCAGGGGGCGGAGGCGGAGGGGGAGGAGGCGGAGGGGGUGGGGGAGGGGGUGGUGGAGGGGGAGGGGGGGAGAAGGACGGGGGUGGAGGGGGAGGCGUGAGUGGCCCAGGGUAUGCGGCGUAUGGGGGGUUGUAUUCGCAGGUGGGCAUGGGGGGAGGGGGAGGGGCGGGGAGGAGCACAUCGGGCAAGGGGAGAAAGUUCCGGGAAGUGACUGACGUGGGAGGGGGAGGAGGGGGUGGUGCUGCUGCUGCUGGUAAUACUGCUGGUGGUGGUGCUGGUGGGAGUGGUGGUGGUGGUUCGUCUGGUGGGGGUGGUGGUGGUGCAGGGAAUGGUACAGGUGCCCACCAGUCUUCCUAUGGCUCGAGGAAGAUUGAGUUUUCAUCAAGCAAGCUAGCAAGCAUUUGCAUACCUCGGUAG
This is a messenger RNA of Closterium sp. NIES-65, 2214 nucleotides long. The record is from the annotation of a GenBank genome assembly. NCBI's taxonomy places the organism in Eukaryota, Viridiplantae, Streptophyta, Zygnematophyceae, Desmidiales, Closteriaceae.